This is a messenger RNA of Cyprinus carpio (common carp), 2035 nucleotides long. RefSeq names its product G protein-coupled receptor 65-like. Gene Ontology annotation, biological process: G protein-coupled receptor signaling pathway. Gene Ontology annotation, cellular component: membrane. The record is from RefSeq and is a predicted model, not a curated record. Gene Ontology annotation, molecular function: G protein-coupled receptor activity. Lineage: Eukaryota; Metazoa; Chordata; Actinopteri; Cypriniformes; Cyprinidae.
GGUUAAACAAGGAAGUGUCUUUCGUAUUUCCUCCCAUGUGGAGGAGAUCGUUGUAAUGUGCAGUUCUUUCAUGUAUAUCUUUGUACAUCUUAUCAUAUUUUCAGAAUUUUGUCCAAAAACCAGAUUCCUGAAUCGCUGCACUUAUGCUGCCUUGAGAUGAACAUAAUGGGUGAAUUGAUGAACAACUCCAGCGUGAACGAAACAACUGACUGCUACCCAUCUGCACAUCCAGAGAAGACGGUAUUUGUAGCACUUGAACUGGCUGUGAUCCUGAUCGGCAUCCCAUCCAACGUCUUCUUCCUGUUUGUUUCGUAUCGGCUCAUCCGUCAGAAGAACGAGCUGGGUGUCUAUCUGUUUAACCUGGCUCUUUCGGACGUCUUGUUUAUCACGUGCUUAUCAGUGUGGUUUCGAUUUACUCUUUACGAUGAGUGGCCUUACGGCAAGACGAUAUGUGUCAUUUGUGUUUUCAUGCUCUACACAAACUUCUACACCAGUGCUAUGUUUCUGAGCUGCAUUGCGGUGGAUCGCUACUUAGCCAUCGUUUACCCGCUCAAAUUUUGCACUUUUAGAAAACGCAAAACUGCGGUCAACAUGAGCAUUGCUGCUUGGAUUUUUACUGUCAUAUUCAAUGCAGUGACCGUGUAUCCAGACAGUAUCUAUGAUGAGGAGGACUUAAUCUGCUUGGAUUUAUUUCCUUUGCCCAAAGAGCAAAGAAUCGUCAACAUUACUCGUUUUGUAGUAGGCUUCCUCAUUCCCGCAUUGGUGGUGGGUUUCUGUUACUGGCGGAUAUAUUCGGCCGUGAAGAAAAACCAAAAGCUUGAGUCAAUGGAGCGCCGGCAUGUCUUCAGGCUUCUUGGAAGCAUUUUGUUGACCCUUUAUUUGUGUUUCGGACCUGUGCACAUCAUGAUGGUUUUGAGGAUUUUUCUGGAGAAUUGUCCGUAUCCCAACUGGCUCUUCAUUGGAUAUAAGGUCUGCGUCUUACUCGCGAUGCUCAACUGCCUGGCUGAUCCACUUCUGUACUGCUUCAUGAGCAGAAUGGGUCAAGCCAGCGCUUCAAAUGUGUUACUCAUCCUCAGGAGAAGGGGGAAGAAAGAUUGUCAAAAUGAGAUGGGACAACAAAACAACCAAUUUAUUUGAACUGGUACUGUUCCGAUCACAAAAGCACCUCUUAGGACUGAAUUAAGCACUGAACGCUUGUGAUUGGAUCAUGCUGAUGUUAAUAUAUGCUACACUGUAUUUAAAAAAAAAAAAAAAAAAGGUUGGACUGAAGGAGUGGAAGCUCUACAGAUUUACAAGCCGUACCUUCAAACACAAACUGUCUGCAUAAGCUCAUUUGUAUAAAACAGCCUGGUGUACAAUGUUCAAACAAACUCUUCCUUUAUUAAAAAUCACUGAAAUAAACUAUUUGUAAAAGUUCAAAAGGAAAAGUUGGUGUUUAAACACAAACACUGAUCCACAAACAGCCUGUCAGCCUGUCAAGACAGUCUACACUUACGACAAGCCUUGCUUUUUUGAGAAAUAAGAACAGUGUUUUAUCAGAAUUUCCUGUUAUAGGCUAUAGUUCAGAUUGAAUAGGCACCAGAUCACACUUACCAGUUUCAUUUUCACAUCCUCUUCUACCCUAAUAUUUUUCACUAAAUAUUAUAAACCUCUGAAAUGUAAUGUUAUAUAUAUAUUGAGUGUCAUAUAUUAUACAAGGAUGCAUCCAACUGCACGACUGUUCAGUUUGGGGUCAGAAAUAUUUUUUUAAUGUUUUAAGUCUCUUCUGCUUACCAAAGCUGGAUUUUUUAGAAAAAAUUCUGUAAAAACAGUAAUAUUUUUAAAUAUUAUUACAAUUAAAAAUGACCUUUUCUACUUGUAUAUAGUUUAUAUAACUUAAUUUUAUUUUUGUGAUGCAAGCUGUACAUAUAUGCAUCUUAUAAGCAUGUUAGUAUAUAUUGACUCCUAACCCUAAGGUUGUGGGUUCGAGUCUCUGGCCGGCAAUACCACGACUGAGGUGCCCUUGAGCAAGGUACCGAACCCCCAACUGAUCUCC